UUGCACUUUAAAUACCCGGAUGAUGCACUUAAAUAACGAAAAAACGAUUUUUUAAACAUAUUUCAAAAAUGCGUCGAAAGCGCUAAGAUUGCGUGACGUGAUCAGUCGACGAAACUUGCGUCAGCGUGCCGCCUUCUAAAAACCAUACGGCUUCGAGGCAUCAGGAAGUGAGAGGAAAUGGCCAGUCAGUCCAUGGAGGUUGUUGCGAAAGCUCUGGAGCAGCAGGUGCUGCAUUCGGCACGGAUGGUGGAAGAGCAGCUGGAUGCCGAACUGGAGAAGCUGGAGCGCAUGGAUGAAGAUGAGCUCGAGCGACUGAAGGAGAGAAGGCUUGAGGCCCUUAAGAAAGCUCAGAAACAGAAGCAGGAGUGGAUAUCUAAAGGACAUGGUGAAUACAGAGAGAUCCCAAGUGAGAAGGAUUUCUUUGCUGAGGUUAAAGACAGCAAAAGUGUGGUCUGCCAUUUCUACAGAGACUCUACCUUCAGAUGCAAAAUUUUAGACAAGCAUCUAGCUGUUUUGGCGAAGAAACAUCUGGAAACAAAGUUUAUCAAACUAAAUGUUGAGAAGGCUCCAUUCCUAACCGAGAGGCUGAGGAUCAAGGUCCUUCCCACACUGGCUCUGGUGAAGGAUGGGAAGACUAAGGAUUAUGUUGUGGGCUUCAACGAUUUGGGUAACACGGAUGAAUUCCCUACUGAAAUGCUGGAGUGGAGACUGGGCUGCUCAGAUAUCAUUAACUACAGUGGGAAUUUAUUGGAGCCACCAACUAUUGGACAGAAGUCAGGGUCAAAGUUCACCAAGGUGGAGAAAAAGACCAUCAGAGGCAAAGGAUAUGACUCGGACUCUGAAUCUGAUGAAGAUUAGAAGAUUAAAACAUAAAGCUCUGUCUUUCUCAGGGCUUCCUACAUAACAGUCCUAAAUCUUGUAACACCACUUUGUGGUCACUUUUUUGUUUGUAUUUUUGCAGUGUCUAUUUAAUUUCUUCUCUCUCAUCCUUUGUCUUAUGUUUGCCCAUUUUAAGAUCACUGAAUACCAUCUGAUAGGGUAUUUAUACUUCAUUUCAUAUCUCUUUAGGUUUUAAUGUACAGAAGCGAAACUUUUCUAUGGAGCAUAAUUCUGGUGUAGGUUCUCUGUCUUUGGUGCUGAUUUAUUAUCUAAGGAAAAUUGAGUUUUUGUAAGACAGAAGAAUCAGACGCAUUUAAACAAUGGUGCAAACACAAACUCAUUAUUUUUGUCUCUGAUGGACUGAUGCUCAGAUCAGCCAGCAUUGAACAAGUGCCAAGGAAGCAAACUUCUGUAUUCCACUAAGAAUUGCCACUUAUUUCUCCCAUUGAUGUGAAGGAUUUGCAUUUUUUUUUCUUUUAUAGCAGUACGGAUUAUUAAAAAAUUAAAUAAUA
Molecule: messenger RNA, 1391 nt
Organism: Cyprinus carpio (common carp)
Lineage: Eukaryota; Metazoa; Chordata; Actinopteri; Cypriniformes; Cyprinidae
Product: thioredoxin domain-containing protein 9
Biological process (GO): microtubule cytoskeleton organization
Cellular component (GO): cytoplasm
Source: RefSeq, a predicted model, not a curated record